AUGGCCUACCGAGAACGGGACGACUAUCGUCGGUCCGCCGUCGAGUUUGACGACAUCCGCGCUCGCACCGUUACCCGCAGCCCCGCGCCGCCCAGAGCUCGCCGCGGGGAGUUUGACGAGUUUGACGUGCGCAUCCGCGAGCGAGAUGGCGACCUGCCGGAUUUCCUGAGGGGAGCUCGAAGGCCCGAGGCUGGCCCAAUGGUCCUGCGCCCGCGCGAGGAUCCCUACGAGCAGCGCCAGCCGCGCGAGCCCGCCUUCCGCGAGGAGCGUCUUGUGCGCCGCGCCCAGAGCGUUGCGCCGCCCGAGGAAGAGAUUGACGUCCGCACCCGAUUUGUUGAAAAGAUUCGCAGCCCCUCGGUUGCUCCCCGGCGCCGGUCUCCCUCGCCAGACAGGAACGUCCGAUAUGUUCAGCCGAACGACACCUCUGAGCACAUCCGCAUCAUUGAGAGAGAGCGUGAGCGUGAGCGAGUGCCCUCUCCGUCGCCCUCACCGCCACCGGCUCCUCCCGUGGUUCGCGGCCCCGUGAUUGAGCGUGAGGUCAUCACUCACUACACAGACAUUGACCAUGGCAUGAUUCAAGCCAGGCAGCCAUCCCCGCCUCCAGCGGCCCGCGCCCGGUCCCGCCCGAGAGAGCGCGAGACGCGCGAGACUGACAUUGACAUUGACAUUUCUCGGUCCAAGGGCCGCACCACUGGUGUCGAGGUUGACAUUCACCGGUCUGCCAGCCGCACUCGCUCCAAGAGCCGUGAGAGGCGCUCCAGCCGCUUUUAUGAUGACGACGUUGUCGUCCGCCGCGACCUCCAGAUUGAUGAGACCAGAAGCCGCCGGAGAGCUCACUCAGCUGCCGCGCGCCCUGUCGAGGAUGACGAGUCCGAGUACAUUACGUCCAAGGUCGAUGGCCGUGGACGCAUGGGCGAGGCUUGGGGAGGCGCUACCAAGGACUGGGCCAUUGUGGAUGUGCCGCCCGGAACUGAGCGGAUUCGCAUGGACGGUGUUGGCGGCGCCACCACCGAUACCACUUGGUCCAAGUACAGCGGCGUGAGGCGGACCAAGUUCGUCCCGGAGCGAGAGAGGGAGUUUAGAGAUGAUCUGUCCAACAGGGCGCCCUCGCCACCUCCUGCUCUCGGCCGCGAGCGUGUCAGCGUGUCCGUCCUCGACCGCGACCGUGAGAUUGACAUUGGAGUUGACAGGAGACAGCCCAAGGAUAUGUGGACUGAGAUCACCAAGGACUUGGUCAUCCGAGAGGCUAUCGAGGAGCUUGGCUAUGAAUAUGAGGAGACUGACAUGUUCUUCUACGUCAUGGACUACCUGAAAUAUGAUGAUGUUCUGAAAUUGACUGAGCUAUCUGAUGAUAUCCGACGAUCCAGGCGACAGCGCCAGCGCGACAGCAUCCGAAUUGAGCGAGAUUACUAUGAUGACAUUGACCGAAGGGCCUAUGACAGACGCCCAGCACCAUCAGCCCCUCGGCGAGAUGAGCGCGAGCGCGUCAGGGAGACGGAGGUCAUUUACGACCGUGCUCCCUCGGCUCGCUAUCGCUAAAUGACAUGGUGUUCCGUCACUUAAUUAAAACAUCUCAGCUGAAUCUACAACAACUUGGGAGAGGAUGAGAGAAGUUAAUCAAGUUUGCAUGUCAGAGAGCGAGUUAUCAUGAUGCAUCAUCUUUUGAGUGUUUUGGAUUCGGGGCUCUGUUACUUUUUGAAGAAAGGAAAUGAAGCUUGCUCAAAAGAGGAGGAGAAUGUAAAACGAGGAAGAUAUAAACAGGGUCAGCUGAGCGGUCGAGCAACGACGACGGAAACGCGGGCGAGAAGUUGGAUGGUUUAUCUUUUUUUCUCUGAUUCCACUUUUUGAUUUUCCUCAUGUCUAACGAUCGAUGAAUGUUUGAUGACGACUUGGGAGUUUUACAUUGACGAUUUGCUUUAUUCUAUUUUUAUCUUUUAUUUUUUCUUCUCACAUGUAAUGAAUAACGAAAAGGCAAAUAAAUAAAAAAUACUCUAUAUAAUA
This is a messenger RNA of Trichoderma atroviride IMI 206040, 2001 nucleotides long. The record is from RefSeq and is a predicted model, not a curated record. NCBI's taxonomy places the organism in Eukaryota, Fungi, Ascomycota, Sordariomycetes, Hypocreales, Hypocreaceae.